ACAGCAUAAUGCAUAUGAAAUAUACAGUUGAUUUCUCCUAACAUCUAUUCAUGUAUUUUUCCUUUUAGCUUUUCUAAUAUUAGACAGAGAACAAGUCAAUUUGCGAGCCGAAUGUCCUUUCCAAUCUCCAUUCAGAAGCCAGUAGAUAUAACCAUUUGGAGAGACAAUGCCUUGUCCUGAAGGGAAAACAUCCACUGCAUUUCAACUUCCAGACAGAAAUAAAUAUUAUAGGAUGGAUUUGGAUAUCAAACUACACUUGAGAAAACAUGUACAAGUAUAUUCGUAUGCAAAGUUCCAGAACAUGUUUCAUACAUACAAAAACUGCAUGGGACAUUUUAAUAGAACUCCAGUUAACCUGAUAAAUGGCACAAGUGAAUACAUCAGAUGGAAUCCAGCACAGUUAUUCAAGAAAAUAAGAUUCCAACAUGUUGCAAGAAAUUUGAACUUUUUUCCUGUUGCAUAUGCCCAAGGUAAAAAUGAUGUUAAAACGACUGAAACAAAUACCAGUACCUCAGCAGUGAACUCCACAGAGACUGUUUCCAAGGCUACCUCAUCUGGUGUUGUCAGUCAGGAUGUUGCUACAGAAACCAAGCCUGAUAGCAAGUAUGCAGUGCGUGAAGAAGAUGUUGAUGCAUAUAUGGCACAGGAAACUGGGUGGGACAGAGUUAAAUUUUACUAUACUGAAAAGGAAGUCAUAAGCGAGGACAAUCCCAUGACAAUGCAUCUGGCAAAAAAUGCAUUGGUCGCUUUUAUUUUUGGAUUAGUAGUUGGUGCAACUAAAAGCAGCAAAGAGGCAGCGGAAAAAUUUAUUAAAAAGCACCAGACAUAUAAAUUCCAAAGUAAUUUUGCUGCACAGACAGCAUUAGCUGAGAGCAUUCGUGUUCACUCAUUAGUUGGAGGAACCAAGACGGGGUUUAAGUUUUUUCUUUUCAUACUUUGCUUCGAGUUCCUGUCGCAAAGCAUCAAUAUUUACUUUAACUCAUGUAGGUUUUACCAUUAUACUUUAAGUGCAGGUAUGACAGGCGGACUGGCUAUGUUCUACAAAGGCCCUGUUGCCAUGGCGUACGGGGCUGUACAAGGGGCGGUGUUGGGCACCUUGUAUGGCCUUAUUAACUUCAGAGACAUUGAUUUAAUAAAUAUGCACAGAGAUGAGGUCCGUGCACUUUUGCAGUCUCGAAAACAAGCAGAAGCCAAAGCCGCUGGUCUUUGAUGACCACAGGAGACUGUGUGCUAGCGUCUUCAACAACAAAACAUCUUUUUAUUUUCUUCUUAAGAGGCCAUCAAAAGAAGAAUUCGACAGUUCUCUUUUCCUUACCUUAGUUGAUAAGUCUUAAAAGUUGGGAAUAUAUUCAUUGUAUCUUUCAGUGACAGAAAAAGGCAGCAAUGUUUUUCAUUGUUAUUAUUUUUUGUGCAGAAACUUCAAAUGGACAAUACUUCAAAAAAAGGAGAAAUGCCCAGGAUUAGUGUGAAGACUUAAUUGAAAAAGAACUGCGUUAAAAUAUAAAGUGGGAGCAGCUGACUGCAAGUUAUAUACAUACAGCACAUUGACAUUACAGUACAUGGGCAUUUUAAUUCAUUUUAAACUCAAGUGUUAUUUGAAGUGAUGAACAUUUUCAGAGGUUUUACUGUUUUAUUCCCUCACAUAUAACUUAAUAGUAUUGACAUUUGCUGAUAUGGAUAUACUGUGACACUCUUGUUUCUUUACAUUUACGUUUCUUUAUAUGAAACCUAAUACAAGGAUGGAAAAUGGUGAAAACACGAUUGUUCUUAACGAGCUCUGAAUAGAUAGUGAUUGAUUUAUAGAUAUACCCCCGAAAUAAUUUUAACUGUUAGCAUGGCAAAGAAAAGACAUAAAAAAUUAUAGCACACUUAGCAUUUGUCUUUGUAUGAACGAAACAUAAUGCUUAAUUUAUUCUGAGUUGAAUAUUAAAUAAAGUACAACACUGUGACUGAAA
Messenger RNA from Lingula anatina, 1955 nucleotides. RefSeq names its product complex I assembly factor TIMMDC1, mitochondrial. NCBI's taxonomy places the organism in Eukaryota, Metazoa, Brachiopoda, Lingulata, Lingulida, Lingulidae. Gene Ontology annotation, biological process: mitochondrial respiratory chain complex I assembly. The record is from RefSeq and is a predicted model, not a curated record. Gene Ontology annotation, cellular component: mitochondrion.